Miniopterus natalensis is the source of this 1766-nucleotide messenger RNA. NCBI's taxonomy places the organism in Eukaryota, Metazoa, Chordata, Mammalia, Chiroptera, Miniopteridae. The record is from RefSeq and is a predicted model, not a curated record.
CAGCUGUGUUGAUCGGUUGAUGCCCACAGUGAGGUGUGUAUGGCUUCCGGUGGAGACAACCUCUUCUCCAAGUCCUGUCCUGUUUUCUGCUGUGGCACCUGUUACAACCAGUAUUGCUGCUCUGACGUACUGAAGAGAUUUGUAUGGAGCAAGGAAGGUUGUGCUGAUAUUCAGGACAGCUUGACCAGGGUCAGGAGGAACGUGGAGAGGCUGAAUCAGCUGAGCUCGUCGCUGCAGUACACCUCUGACAUAGACAGUGACCCCAUGUCAGGGUUUGGGGCAACUAUAGCCAUCGGCCUGACCAUCUUUGUCCUCUUCGUUGUCACCAUCAUCGUCUGCUUCACCUGUUCCUGCUGCUGUUUGUACAAGAUGUGUUGCCAACCUCGCCCCAUCGUGACCACCACCACGUCCACCACUGUGGUGCACGCCCCUUACCCUCAGCCUCCCAGCGCGCCGCCCAGCUACCCCGGGCCGUCCUACCAGGGCUACCAGCCCAUCCCCCCCCAGCCAGGGAUGGUGGCAGCACCCUACCCGACGCAGUACCCACCACCCUACCCAGCCCAGCCCGCAGGCCCACCCGCCUACCACGAGACGUUGGCUGGAGGCGCAGCCAUGCCCUAUCCUGCCAGCCAGCCUCCUUACAACCCGGCCUACAUGGACCCCCCGAAGGCCGCCCACUGAGCACACCCCUGCGUCUCUGGCUGCCCCACGAUAGGCCGCGUGCGCGCGGCUCUGCGGGCACAGCCCUUUCUCCCCGUGCAGGAUGCGUGUCCUGUUUGUACACUUGAUGAUGACGAGGUGGGGGACAGUCCUCGCCACAGUUGCUGGGACCAUACUUUGUUUUCUUCCUCACUUCAACUUCUGCUUCCUUGAAACCUCGAGCAAAAUUCAAACGGGGUGGGAGUUCAUUGCCAGACCUCCGGGGGAGGCCAGGUGGGGCUCGCCACACUAGGGUAGCACAGCUUUUUGUGGGUGAAAGGCAUACAGGCUCUGGUUGCUGCAGGUGGCUGGCCGCUGCUUGAGGCCGUGGCCUGUCCCCAGGGUCUGUUCCUCCGUCCAGAGCACUGGAGCCUUGAAGCAGGGAGGUGGGUGAGGCUUGGGAUCUAGCUAAGCUGGAUUUUGAUCCCAUCGUUCCCAGAGCCUAUGUCACAUCCAGUGGAAGUGGGCAGCCUUCUGAUAUCAAAACGCCUAAGUCAGAGCCCCACCCACUCGACAGCUGUCUCCCUGGGCUAUUCCUGCAGCCUCUCUGGGACCGCCUGGAGGGCCACAUCCACCCAUAGUUCUGGCUGCCCCUGGCUCCUGACACAGGUGGGAAGGGUGGCUUCUGUCCACCUACACAUUCAGGUGUCCUCCCUGUAGUGUUUUUACUUUUAGCCAAACUUUUUUGCCUGUUUGCUGUUUUAAAAUGUAUGUGGUAGUUGCUGUGAGGCUGAAACCCCUGGGUCCUGGAGGGAAAUUGGCCCACAGAGGAGAGGGGCGUCUACCCUGAUAGUUCCUGCUUCCCUCACAGCAACCUCACAGAAGUCCAGCUCCUGUACCCUAGUUCAGUUUGUCCUGGCAGCGGGGCACCUGGGCCAACCAGCCUCGGGACCAAAGGUGGAAGUGGGCCCUGGGUCGCUGCUGGCCCAAACACGAAUACCUCGGUGUUCCCUGUCCCUGUUAGUCCCUCUGUUACUCUUGCCAGAUAUGUCUCAGCUUUGUACCUGUUGAUAUGUUUCUGAGUCUGGGGUCUGCACCUUUGUUUAUAAUAAAUGCAGACAUUUGGA